CAGAAACCAUAGCAGAGGAAGUGUCAGAGAGUAACACAGAGAACCGACAGCACGUUAAGUGUUGAUCGAUAUUAUUCAUACUGAAGCUGGUUCUUCACAUCGACAUUUUCUUCUGACGCAAAGAAAAGAAUAUCACUUCAGCCAUGGACAGUUUCUCUCUACACUCACGAUUCAAAGUACCAGACCCACCAAUAGAAACACAUCCCAUAAUACAGAAUAUUAUUGACGGCAACCUUGAGGAGCUCAAAAAGUUACUGAAGGACAACAAAAUUAAUGAAUUAUACCCAUGCACAGAGUGCAGUGACUAUAUUACUCCACUGACUGCAGCUGUUGUAAAUCACAACAGAGAUAUUUUUACUUUCCUUUUGGAUCAAGGUGCAGACCCAAACGGGGCUUCCCAAAAUGGCUUAGUACCUUUGUAUUAUGUCUCACAAUCCAAAGCACCACUUCUUUUUGCAGAGAAACUGCUUGAAGCCAAAGCAGAUCCAAAUGGAUGGAUUCCACAUUUCUUUGAUAUCAGUGGCAGAAAAAAACCUCCAUUCACACCACUGCAAAUUGCUGCCAUCAGUGACAGAGAAGAUGUUGUGAAAGUGCUCAUUUCUGCUGGUGCUCGGGUAACAUUGUUACCUGUUGCUUUUGAUGACGAUGAUUAUUAUUAUUAUGAUUCUGAGGAUUAUGAGAAUGCUUUAAUUCGCAAUGAAAAAAUAUCGCAGGUGAUUCAUAACCUCGCAUCGAAAGGAGAUCAAUUUUGCUCCAAAAUCAGAUAUUUUUUGGACCUUGAAAUUGCUCUGCCACGUACAUCCAUUGAAGAAGUGUUUCAAAUGUUUGACAGCCACAUGCUGCUGGAGGAUCCUCGGAGCCAUCUGACCAUGAUUGAAAUCAUUUUCAGUGUAACUACGGGAGGUGCAGAAAUGUACCACCACAGAUGUAUCAAAUGGCUUAAGGACACUGGAAAUCUGAACACAUACAUUGAAGGUGCAGUCAGUCGUUUUCCUAACAUUUCCGAGGAAGAUCUACAUCAGGCAAUUGGUACUUUAUAUGCAGUUUUGUGCACUGUGGAAGAGUUUCCAAAUGACCAAGCGCUGGCUAUAAUCCCCCAACUACUGAAGCAGCUUGAGAGAGAAGAUGAAGAAGAGAGAUACAGACCAGAGGGAGAAGAGAGACCUGGUAUGUGUCUAGUUAUUCUGCAAACUCUAUUUGUGAUGACACAGAGGACAAAAGGCAGAAUUGGCUGGGAUCUCAACUUUACUGAAACGUUAUGCAAAACACUUGCUCCUUUUGCAAAGCAACCACGCUCUACUGACAUUGAAAUCUUCACCUAUGGCAUAUUUGGAAAUUUACUAUCAGUUAAACAUGCAGCCGACAUCUUUGCAGCAGUGGGGAUAACUUCAGUGUCAGAGGACAUACUGACGACUGCAGAAAUGAAAAUGAAUGACAAGCUGAAAGAAGUACUCAGACGACUGAUAGAUCAUUUCAGCAAACCAAAUGAUGAACUUUCAGUAAAACGCGAACGGCUACAAGUCAGCAAGAGGUGGAGAGAAAAAUUAGAGAGGCUUGUGAGCACAGAUGAAUGUAAGGUAACCAAAAUUAGGAGCAUGAUUUAUGUGAAUGAUGCCGAAUUCCGCAUAGCAAAGGGAAGUGAUGGCACUGAAGUCUUCUUGGGGCUCAGAGAUGACGGCACUGAAGUUGCUAUUAAGAGAAUGUCCAAAUGCAACUAUCAGGAGCUGAAGAAUGAGGAGGGAUUUCUACGACAGCCAGAACUCGAUCAUCAGUCUAUUGUCCGAUACGUUGAUUUUGCAGAAGAUGACAACUUUGGAUAUCUUGGCCUUCAACUCUGUGAAUUCACCCUGGAAGAAUAUAUUGAAAAAAAUAAGGAUGAAAAAAAAGAUGGUGGUUUGCCAAUGAAAAAACUUUCUUAUGAGGUUCUGGAGAGUUUAAAGGUGCUUCAUUGUCAAGAUCCUCCAAUUCUCCACCGAGAUCUCAAACCGCAGAAUGUUUUGAUUGAUGUUACCAACAGGGCAAGAUUAGCUGAUUUUGGCAUCAGCAGACGGUUACCUGUGGGCCAAACAACUUUGCGCACACGCAGUGCAGGAACAAAAUGCUGGAUGGCCAAGGAGACUUUAGAAGGAAGUGCUGACAUACGAUACAAGAGGAGCACUGACAUACAGGUGGCAGGGAUGCUGGUUUAUUAUAUUCUCUCUGGGGGACACCAUCCUUUCGGCGACAUCCUUUUCAAAUGUGAGAACAACAUUCAUGAAGGGAAGUACACUUUGGAGCAUGUUCAAGAUGUGGUGGCAAAGGAUCUCAUUGAGUGGAUGAUCAAUGAAGAACCAAAGAACAGACCUAAAGUGGAACAAUGCUUGAGUCAUCCCUUCUUCUGGACUCCUGAAAGGAGCGUUGAAUACUUGAGAAAGAUUGGCAACAGGAAGGAGAUGGAAAACUGUCGACAGGCUGACCAGAAACUGUUUUUUUUACUGGACGAAUGUGCUGGAGAUGGAUCCUUCAAACAGUGGAAAAAUAAGUUUCCAGAAGAGUUGGUCCAGAAGAUGGAUUCCCAGAAGAAACCCUACCCUGACAACACGCUGGGAUUACUGCGCUUCAUACGGAACCUCCAUGAGCAUUAUGCCAAAGAUGCCGCUAAGGUUGAUGUGAUGACGUUGUUUCCUGAUCUCUUUGGAUGUGUUUACAAGUUUGCCAAGAUCCAAGGGUGGAAUUCAGAGACCCCCUUGAAGGAAAUGUUUGAGAGAGAGGACAUCACCACCAGGUUUACAAUGAUGUCCAUGAGCUCCGAGGAGAAACUGAGUGUCCCAGUUCAAGAGUCUCAAACCAGUGACAGUAAACAUUAAGGAUGGCUGGCUUCUACUCAGGGGUCCCAUGACAGUGGGACAUGGAGCCUAAAAUAUUUCAUCUAAUAUUUUAUUUUGAAAUUUGUUUUGCUACAUUUUUUUCUGAUCUCUUUAUAAUUGCAAGUAACACUAUGAAUUAAGGAUUACACACACAUUUUCACAGAUUGAUGCAUCGAUAUUACCUGGAAAGACCCUGAAGUUGAUAAUACUUAGCCACUUCUUUAUUUUGUACUUUGUUUUUACUAUUUUAAUACUGUUAAUGCUGCUGUUAUUUUUUAUUAUAGUACUUUUUGCUUCUUUUGUUCCAUGAUAUCACUACAUUAUGUACGGGGAAAGAAAGUAAGGGAAAUCAUA
This is a messenger RNA of Plectropomus leopardus (leopard coralgrouper), 3200 nucleotides long. RefSeq lists its product as uncharacterized. The record is from RefSeq and is a predicted model, not a curated record. Gene Ontology annotation, biological process: protein phosphorylation; mRNA processing; IRE1-mediated unfolded protein response. Gene Ontology annotation, cellular component: IRE1-TRAF2-ASK1 complex. Gene Ontology annotation, molecular function: protein serine/threonine kinase activity; ATP binding; RNA endonuclease activity. Lineage: Eukaryota; Metazoa; Chordata; Actinopteri; Perciformes; Serranidae.